AUGUCAAAACUUGGCGGAGCCACUGCGAGAGUUGUUAAGGGUGCUCUCAAAGUCAGACCGACCCGAGCCGCUCUAACUUUAACCAACGACGCAGUCAACAGAAUACGUGUUCUACUCGCCCAACAGAAUGAUGCAAAUGCGCUGAAAAUCGGAGUCCGCCAAAAGGGGUGUAAUGGAUUGACGUAUACACUGGAGUAUGCUAGAGAGAGACAAAAGUUUGAUGAGGAAGUUGAGCAGGACGGAAUAAAAGUGUGGAUCGAACCGAAAGCUCAGCUCUCACUUCUCGGCUCCGAAAUGGACUACGUCACGGAUAAAUUGUCUUCAGAAUUCGUUUUUCGAAAUCCGAAUAUUAAAGGGACGUGCGGAUGCGGCGAAUCGUUUAGUAUUUGA
Messenger RNA from Caenorhabditis remanei, 390 nucleotides. RefSeq lists its product as uncharacterized. The transcript is spliced from 4 exons. NCBI's taxonomy places the organism in Eukaryota, Metazoa, Nematoda, Chromadorea, Rhabditida, Rhabditidae. Gene Ontology annotation, biological process: iron-sulfur cluster assembly. Gene Ontology annotation, molecular function: 2 iron, 2 sulfur cluster binding. The record is from RefSeq and is a predicted model, not a curated record. Gene Ontology annotation, cellular component: mitochondrion; cytoplasm. Bases 1 to 390 code for a protein of 129 amino acids.